CAAAGGUGGGGCAUGUAAUCUCACAUUUCGUGUAGUCCUUUAAUGACAGCUUUCAACGCAGUGCCAUGUGAUCAUUAAUGAGCCAUGGCUCCCACUAAACCACAUUCAAUAACUCUUUCACCAUACAAUUGGUUUUCAAAGUCUAUAUAUAUCCAUCAUUGGUUUCCAAGCAACACAAACCAUUCAUCUCAUACCUUGAAGCAUCAGAAAUCAAGUUCACUUCUUUCUUCUACUACUUCUUUGAGAUCAUUCUAUUGUGAAGAAACAAAAACAAGAAUGGGUUUUCACUUACCUGGUAUUAGACGAUCAUCAUUUAGUGCAAGCCAAGUAUCUAGCAAAGAAGUGGAAGUCCCAAAAGGCUAUCUUGCAGUUUAUGUUGGAGAGAAAGCGAAGAGGUUCUUGAUUCCAGUAUCAUUCUUGAACGAGACUUCAUUUCAAGAAUUGCUUAGCCAAGCCGAAGAGGAAUUUGGUUAUUGUCAUCCAAUGGGUGGUCUUACAAUUCCAUGCAAGGAAGAUAUCUUCUUACAUACAACUUCUCGUUUGAACAACCUAUAAUUAAUUCAUACUGCAAAAAAAUCAUAUGAAUGUUAGCAUAGAACAGUGUAGGUUGACUAGUUGGGACAAGUUUUGUACAUCAGGAAUUUCUUUGUCAAUUUUGAUGUUUCCUCUUAAGUGGAAAUCUGAAAUGAGAACAUAAUCAAAUUAUAUUCUUGUGAA
Lathyrus oleraceus (garden pea) is the source of this 717-nucleotide messenger RNA. RefSeq names its product auxin-induced protein X10A. NCBI's taxonomy places the organism in Eukaryota, Viridiplantae, Streptophyta, Magnoliopsida, Fabales, Fabaceae. The record is from RefSeq and is a predicted model, not a curated record. Gene Ontology annotation, biological process: response to auxin. The coding region runs from base 85 to 555 and encodes 156 amino acids. The transcript has a single exon.